Meloidogyne enterolobii is the source of this 873-nucleotide messenger RNA. The record is from the annotation of a GenBank genome assembly. Lineage: Eukaryota; Metazoa; Nematoda; Chromadorea; Rhabditida; Meloidogynidae.
AUGUUUAAUCUAUUUUUAAUUCCUUUAAUAAUUUUUAUUUUAAAUCCUUCGUUUGUCUUAUCCCAAGAACCAAUAGCGUUAAGAAAAGAAUUACCAGAAGAACGUUUAACUGUGCCAGGAAUAAUUAAAUAUUAUGGAUAUACUUGUGAAAUACACAAAGUUAUAACAGAAGAUGGAUAUAUUUUGGAAAUGCAUAGAAUCCCUUUUGGCCGGAAUUUUAAUGAAACAGAACAGAAAAAGCCUAAAAAAGUAGUUUUUGCCCAGCACGGAUUGUUGUCCUCCAGUUUUGAUUGGGUAUCCAAUUUGCCCCACCAAUCGCUAGCAUUUUUGUUGGCAGAUGCCGGAUUCGAUGUUUGGAUGGGAAAUAUGAGAGGGAAUCUUUACUCGAAAGAUCACGAAAAACUUUCACGACUAGACGAUAAAUACUGGGAUUUUACUUGGGACAAGAUGUCCUCCAUAGAUUUGCCGGCAAUGAUAAAUAAAGCUUUGGAAGUUAGCGGACAGUCAAAAUUAUAUUAUGUUGGACACAGUCAAGGAACUUUAAUUAUGUUUGCACAAUUGUCUAAUAACAAUCGAGAAUUUGUUGAUAAAAUUAGCAGAUUUUAUGCCUUAGCACCUGUUGCCACAAUAAAGUACAUUAAAGGAUUAAUUGAUAUAUCAGGAAAAUUGUUUGGUAUUCAACUGGAAAUUCUGAAUAGACAUUUUGGUUCAAAUGAAUUUCUUCCAAGUAAUUUUGUAACACAGCAAAUUGCCCGAACCCUUUGCGGUGCAAAUUGGCAAAAACCAAAUUGUAAAAAUAUUAUGUUUUUAAUUGGUGGAACUGAUAGUAAACAGAUGAAUCAGGUAUUGAUAUUUGGAGAAAUAUAUACCUAA